This is a messenger RNA of Pongo pygmaeus (Bornean orangutan), 2048 nucleotides long. RefSeq names its product tyrosine-protein phosphatase non-receptor type 11-like. NCBI's taxonomy places the organism in Eukaryota, Metazoa, Chordata, Mammalia, Primates, Hominidae. Gene Ontology annotation, molecular function: receptor tyrosine kinase binding; non-membrane spanning protein tyrosine phosphatase activity; cell adhesion molecule binding. The transcript has 2 exons. Gene Ontology annotation, biological process: positive regulation of ERK1 and ERK2 cascade; protein dephosphorylation. The record is from RefSeq and is a predicted model, not a curated record. Gene Ontology annotation, cellular component: cytoplasm.
CCGAUGUGACUGAGCCCAGCAGACCCUGAGCAAGGAGCAGGUCCAUCGCGGAGCCAGAAGGCAGGAGGAAAAUGACAUCAUGGAAAUGGUUUCACCCAAAUAUCACUGGUGUGGAGGCAGAAAACCUACUGUUGACAAGAGGAGUUGACGGCAGUUUUUUGGCAAGGCCUAGUAAAAGUAACCCUGGAGCCUUCACGCUUUCUGUUAGAAGAAAUGGAGCUAUCACCCACACCAAGAUUCAGAACACUGGUGAUUGCUAUGACCUGUAUGGAGGGGAGAAGUUUGCCACUUUGGCUGAGUUGGUCCAGUAUUACAUGGAACAUCAUGGGCAAUUAAAAGAGAAGAAUGGAGAUGUUACUGAGCUUAAAUAUCCUCUGAACUGUGCAGAUUCUACCUCUGAAAGGUGGUUUCAGGGACACCUCUCUGGGAAAGAAGCAGAGAAAUUAUUAACUGAAAAAGGAAAGCAUGGUAGCUUUCUUGUACGAGAGAGCCAGAGCCACCCUGGAGAUUUUGUUCUCUCUGUGUGCACCGGUGAUGACAAAGGGGAGAGCAAUGACGGCAAGUCUAAAGUGACUCAUGUCAUGAUUUGCUGUCAGGAACUGAAAUACGAUGUUGGUGGAGGAGAACGGUUUGAUGCUUUGACAGAUCUUGUGGAACGUUAGAAGAAGAAUCCUAUGGUGGAAACAUUGGGUACAGUACUACAACUCAAGCAGCCCCUUAACACGACUUGUACAAAUGCUGCUGAAAUAGAAAGCAGAGUUCGAGAACUAAGCAAAUUAGCUGAGACCACAGAUAAAAUCAAAUAAGGCUUUUGGGAAGAAUUUGAGACACUGCAACAACAGGAGUGCAAACUUCUCUACAGCCAAAAAAAGGGUCGAAGGCAAGAAAACAAAAACAAAAAUAGUUAUAAAAACAUCCUGCCCUUUGAUCAUAGGGUUGUCCUACACAACGGUGAUCCCAGUGAGACUGUUUCAGAUUACAUCAAUGCAAAUAUCAUCGUGCCUGAAUUUGAAACCAAGUGCAACAAUUCGAAGCCCAAAAAGAGUUACAUUGCCACACAAGGCUGCCUGCAAAACACCGCGAACGACUUUUGGUGGAUAGUGUUCCAAGAAAACUCCCAGGUGAUUGUCAUGACAAUGAAAGAAGUGGAGAGAGGAAAGAGUAAAUGUGUCAAAUACUGGCCUGAUGAGUAUGCUGUAAAAGAAUAUGGCAUCAUGCAUGUUAGGAACGUCAAAGAAAGUGCCACUCAUGACUAUAAGCUAAGAGAACUUAAACUUUCAAAGAUUGGAAAAGGGAAUAUGGAGAGAAUGGUCUGGCAAUACCACUUUUGGACCUGGCUGUACCACGGAGUGCCCUGCGACUCCAAGGGUAUGCUGCACUUCCUGGACGAAGUGCACCGUAAGCAGGAUAGCAUCAUGGAUGCAGGGCUGGUUGUGGUGCACUGCAGUGCUGGCAUUGGCCAGACAGGGACGUUCAUUGUGAUUGAUAUUCUUAUUGACAUCAUCAGAGAGAAAGGUGUUGACUGCGAAAUUGAUGUUCCCAAAACCAUCCAGAUGGUGCAGUCUCAGAGGUCAGAGAUGGUCCAGACAGAAGCACAGUACCGAUUUAUCUAUAUGGCGGUCCAGCAUCAUAUUGAAACACUACAGCGCAGGAUUGAGGAAGAGCAGAAAAGCAAGAGGAAAGGGCACGAAUGUACAAAUAUUAAGUAUUCUCUAGUGGACCAGACGAGUGGAGAUCAGAGCCCCCUCCUGCCUUAUACUCCAAUGCCACCCUGUGCAGAAAUGAGAGAAGAGAGUGCUAGAGUCUAUGAAAAUGUGGGCCUGAUGCAACAGCAGAAACAUUUAAGAUGAGAAAACCUGCCAAAACUUCAGCACAGAAAUAGAUGUGGACUUUCACCCUCUCCCUAAAAAGAUCAAGAGCAGACGCAGUAAAGUUUAUGUGAAGACAGAAUUUGGAUUUGGAAGGCUUGCAUUGUGGUUGACUACCUUUUGGUAAGCAAAAUUUGAAAUCAUUUAAAAACCACUGUAUUUUAACUCAACAAUAUCUGC